GCAAGUUGAACAUCACCUGCCGAGGCCAAGAGAGUAUCGUUCGUGAGUCCGACCGGCCACGGAAACAAGCUUUAGAGCUUCGAACCUCCGCGUCUGAGCUUGGCGCACCACACCGGUUGUUUCAGAUUGUGAACAGCUCUUUGAAGGGGUAGAUGCACCGCAGCAGCAGCAUUCACAUACCGUUGCUUCUUCCGCGUGAUCAUGUGCGAUACACAAUAGGUUAGAGAGGCUUGCACGAACCUUUUCUCCAUCAAAGAUUCAAACGUAAAAGGAUGCGAGUUUGAGUGAUUGUGACAGUGUUUUGUGCAGAUACGGCUUUUUACCAUGGCCCUAGUGAGGAAGUGCACUUUUUUUAAUUGUUUCGUCAGUACGACUUCUUCCCUGUCCCUGGUACUCUUCGUCUGCCUUAACGUACUCCUCUUCAGUCACCCGUCUUCGGCUAGGUCCUUUCAUGUCCAUUGGAACACCACAAACAGCAUAUUCCGCAUCGACAAUACAGACCAUAUUAUAGACGUGAACAAAGGCAAUGUCCAGUUCGAGUAUGACCAAGUCAAUAUAAUAUGUCCAGUGUACAUGCCAGGGACCUACGAUGAGGACGCAGAGAAAUACAUUAUAUACAAUGUGACUAAAGAAGAAUACGAGACGUGCAGAAUAACGAACCCUGAUCCCAAAAUCAUUGCUAUCUGCGAUAAGCCCUAUAAGCUAAUGUACUUCACAAUUACGUUCAGGCCGUUCACGCCUCAGCCUGGAGGCUUGGAGUUUCAGCCUGGAAAGGAUUACUAUUUUAUUUCUACAUCUUCAGGGGAUGAUCUUCAUAGGAGAGUAGGUGGAAGAUGCCUCUCAGAUAAUAUGAAAAUCGUUUUCAAAGUUUGUUGUGCCGAAAAUCAAACGUCAACCACAUCCACCACAAGAUUCAUGAUGCCAUCCACACCAUUCUCGUGGCCAACCAGGCCAACGCCAGGACCAACAACCACGACCACAACCCCAUGGUCUCCCAGAAUCGACCACAUACCUUCAAGGAAACCACCGAAAAAAUCAAACGAAUACGACAAACAUCCUAAUGAAGUGGUCAAAAACGAGGAAUUGACGUACAACACUGGAGUCUGGUUAUCUGCUGCACCCUCUAGUAUUCUUGUCUUAGUUGCAUUAAUAGCAUGCCUAAAGUGGCGGUGAGCAAAGCAAAGGGGUAUUUCCCCGCGUACAACAGUCAGGCACGUUGAUACAUAUUUGUAAAAAUUUUGUAAAUUGAAAGUUGAAAGCGUGCGUAGGACUACCGGCAUGCAGUCAAAACCAGCCAUGAUAAGUGUUCCAUACGCUGGUGGUGUUCCAAUAAAUUGUCCAACAGAAAGAAGACUAAGUGUAUAUAAUUUAUUCGAAUUAGAAAAGACUUAUUUAUUCAAGGGAAUAUUGCGAAAUGAACUUAUUUUGUGAGAGAAUUUGUGAUAAAUGUUUCAAAAGACUACGUUGAAGUGCUCCGAUUGAGUUGAUAUUUUGCCCGAUUUCCUGUCAUUUUUCAUUUACGAAAUUCAUUAAUUAGCCAAAAUGUCUUGUGCAAUUACUCUUUAGAGUCAAACAGUCAUGAAAUGAUGUGAAAUCUGUCGAGAAAUAUUUAAUGUUCGUAUUGUAAAUACAUAAAAGUGAUAUAUUUACUACCUUAAAACGCUUGUUAAUAUUAUUUUUUCUAUUACUCUCACUAUUAAAUGUACCAUUUGCUAUCUUUAAUUUCCUUUUUAGAGUCAAGCAACGACUUACCUAUAUAUUCGAAAAAAACUGUAGGUUUCGUAAGACAAAUAUUUAUACAAAGAAUAUAUGCCAUAUUUUAAACGGUCUAGUUUUUCGGAUUUUUUCGCAUCAUGAUAUUCCGACUCUUCUAUCAAAUAAUUUCCCACCAAUUCACUUAUAGAUAUUAAUAACUACCGUCGUUAUUAUUUUGGAAACAAAAUCGUUUCGGUUUUUGAUGCCUUUUCAAAAACCACAAAAAUUCUUCUGUGAUAAAUUUAGUUUUGGUCUAUUAAAACGUGAAGGGGAUGAAAAUUAUUGUUUAAAAUUAGCUGAUAGAGGAUUCCAAAUGAAAUUAUCAUGGUGCUGAUCCUCCAUAUACUAAAUAGUUGUGUGUCACUUAGCAAACACUAUAUUGAAAUGAAUUAAAUCAGCACGAAAUAUUCGUUGUUGAAUUAUUCUUCAUUUUGUAGAUGUUUUUGUAUGAUUGCAAGUAUGAUGUAAGCCUACAUAAAUGUCUGGCCGGUUAUCAUAAAAUACUAUAUGAUCCGAUAUAACGUGUUUUUGCUUCUGAUUAUCCCAGAUUUUGUACAAUAGCUAUAAAAGAAUUUUGAAAAAGGUCAUAUAAGUUAUUCAUCAAAGCCAUAUUGAAUAAUUUCUUUGAACGUUUCAGUAAUACUACAUACCGUAUACACCAUAAUUAUUCGGGCGAAAUUACCGCAGUACAGUAGAAAUACGUCAAUGAUGAUUAUGUUCAUCCAGUCGAUGUCUAUAUAACUUAUUUCUUAGUGGAUUGUUCAAAAUGAUGCCUAGCAAUUUUGUUCUUUCACCUCCACGGAAACUAGCAGUAUGUCUUUUGUACUUAAUAUUAUUUAAUUAUUUAUCACGCAUAGUCUUUAGUCGCUUUGAGUUGCAGAUCUGGUGAAGCAACUCGAAAUCUCAUCGAUAAAUUUCGUUUCAAUACUCAUUUUUUGGAUCCGUCCACUUCAUUCUUCUGUAUUUUGAUACAGCAAUGAGAACUGUUUCUACGUAUUCGAUGAAAAUUACUGAACCAGUUUUAUAGAAAUAGUAUAAUUUCAUAGUAUUCGCAUUAUUGAAACUAUCAUUUUCAGAAUCCAUAUCGGAGGACGACAUAAAUUCCUCAACACAGUAUUAUCGAAUUUACCAUUCUUGACUAAAUAAAAUAAGUUCAAUAAUCUGAGUGUGUUGUAAUGAAUUGAAUGUAUUUAGAUGUUCAAGACAAAUGUAUAAUUUACGUCAAGUAUACAACUUAGACUUAGCAGCACUACGGUAUGAUUAAAAUGAAGUAUCUUCUACUGUCUUAGAUAUCAGCCAAAAAAAAAUUUCCAUGGAAAAAUUUAUCAAGAUAUAUAUCGGAGAAAAUCUGUUUCCGUAUACAGAGCCAGUAUAACAAAUUUAGCACUGAAUGAUGAAACAAGUUUCUGUUGCCUACUUUUGUAUUCAGCAUAUAUGGGCAGUAUUCCUUGUCGUAUGUUAAAAUGUCUCCCAUUCCUUUGUAAUAGAUCAAUAAACAUAUUUCUUAAU
This is a messenger RNA of Coccinella septempunctata (seven-spotted ladybird), 3264 nucleotides long. Its product is annotated as ephrin-B2a-like. The record is from RefSeq and is a predicted model, not a curated record. Gene Ontology annotation, molecular function: ephrin receptor binding. Gene Ontology annotation, biological process: ephrin receptor signaling pathway; axon guidance. Bases 325 to 1173 code for a protein of 282 amino acids. The transcript is spliced from 4 exons. Gene Ontology annotation, cellular component: plasma membrane. NCBI's taxonomy places the organism in Eukaryota, Metazoa, Arthropoda, Insecta, Coleoptera, Coccinellidae.